Messenger RNA from Eptesicus fuscus (big brown bat), 2392 nucleotides. RefSeq names its product RecQ like helicase (gene RECQL). Gene Ontology annotation, cellular component: chromosome; cytoplasm. The record is from RefSeq and is a predicted model, not a curated record. The transcript has 15 exons. Lineage: Eukaryota; Metazoa; Chordata; Mammalia; Chiroptera; Vespertilionidae. The coding region runs from base 99 to 2048 and encodes 649 amino acids. Gene Ontology annotation, biological process: double-strand break repair via homologous recombination. Gene Ontology annotation, molecular function: four-way junction helicase activity; 3'-5' DNA helicase activity; ATP binding.
GACCCGGAAGGGUGGAUGUUCCCGGCUGGAGGGCAAAGCAAGCCGGGUGGCGGGAACCUUUCGCCGAAAGAAAUUUGGAUCUCUAAUUCAGUGUUGGAAUGGCAUCUGUUUCAGCUCUCACUGAGGAAUUGGAUUCGGUAAACAACGAGCUACAUGCAGUAGACAUUCAAAUUCAGGAACUUCUGGAGAGGCAACAAGAGCUUACUCAGAAAAAAACCAUCCUAACAAACAGAAUAAAGCAGUGUUUGGAGGAUUCUGAUGCUGGGGGAAGCAAUGAAUGUGAUUCUUCACCUGCCUCUUGGAAUAAAGAAGAUUUUCCAUGGUCUGAUAAAGUUAAAGAUGUUCUGCAAAAUGUCUUUAAACUGGAGAAGUUCAGAAUGCUUCAGCUUGAAACUAUUAAUGUAACAAUGUCUGGAAAGGAUAUAUUUCUUGUUAUGCCUACAGGAGGUGGAAAGAGCUUAUGCUACCAGUUACCAGCAUUAUGUUCAGAUGGUUUUACACUUGUGAUUUGCCCAUUGAUUUCUCUUAUGGAAGACCAAUUAAUGGUUUUAAAACAAUUAGAAAUUUCAGCUACCAUGUUAAAUGCUUCUAGUUCUAAGGAGCAUGUGAAAUGGGUUCAUGCUGAAAUGGUAAAUAAAAACUCCAAGCUAAAGCUAAUUUAUGUGACUCCAGAGAAAAUUGCAAAAAGCAAAAUGUUUAUGUCAAGACUAGAGAAAGCCUAUGAAGCAAGGAGAUUUACCCGAAUAGCUGUGGAUGAAGUUCACUGCUGUAGUCACUGGGGUCAUGAUUUCAGACCCGAUUAUAAGGCUCUUGGUAUCUUAAAGCGCCAGUUCCCGAACAUAGCACUGAUUGGGCUGACUGCGACUGCAACCAGUCAUGUUUUGAAGGACGCUCAAAAAAUACUGUGUGUUGAGAAGUGUUUUACUUUUACAGCUUCUUUUAAUCGGCCAAAUCUUUAUUAUGAGGUUCGUCAAAAGCCUUCAAACACUGAAGAUUUUAUUGAGGAUAUUGUAAAGGUCAUUAAUGGGAGAUACAAAGGGCAAUCAGGAAUCAUUUAUUGCUUUUCUCAGAAGGACUCUGAGCAAGUUACAGCUAGUUUACAGAAAUUGGGAAUUCGUGCAGGUGCAUACCAUGCCAAUAUGGAACCAGAAGAUAAGACCACGGUUCACAGAAGAUGGUCAGCCAAUGAAAUUCAGGUGGUAGUGGCAACGGUUGCAUUUGGUAUGGGAAUUGAUAAGCCAGAUGUGAGAUUUGUUAUUCAUCAUUCAAUGAGUAAAUCUAUGGAAAAUUAUUACCAAGAGAGUGGACGUGCAGGUAGAGAUGACACGAAAGCAGACUGCAUUUUGUAUUAUGGCUUUGGUGACAUAUUCAGAAUCAGUUCAAUGGUGGUGAUGGAAAAUGUGGGGCAACAAAAGCUUUAUGAGAUGGUGUCAUACUGUCAAAACAUAAGCAAAUGUCGCCGUGUAUUGAUAGCUCAACAUUUUGAUGAAGUAUGGAACUCAGAAGCAUGCAACAAAAUGUGUGAUAAUUGCUGUAAAGACAUUUCAUUUGAAAGAAAGAAUGUAACAGCCUACUGCAGAGAUCUAAUCAAAAUCCUGCAGCAGGCAGAGGAAAUGAAUGAAAAGCUCACUCCACUGAAACUGAUUGAUUCUUGGAUGGGAAAGGGAGCAGCAAAACUAAGAGUAGCAGGUGUUGUUCCUCCCACACUUCCUCGUGAAGACCUGGAGAAGAUUAUUGCGCACUUCCUUCUACAGCAGUAUCUUAAAGAAGACUACAGUUUUACAGCUUACGCUACCAUUUCCUAUUUGAAAACAGGACCUAAAGCUAAUCUUCUGAACAACGAGGCACAUGUUAUUACCAUGCAAGUAAAGAAGUCCACGCAGACCUAUUUCAGGAUUGAAUCAUCUCAAACUUGUCAUUCUGAAGGAUCUGAUAAAAAGAAGGAAGGGAAAAAUUCGGGCAACUUCCAGAAGAAAUCUGCAAACAUACUUCAGCAAUCUGAUUCUAAGAAUACAGUGGCUAAGAAAAGAAAAAUUGAUGAUGCGUGAGAUGAAUGUUUCUAAAUUUUCCAAGAAAAGAAGUUUUAUGCAUGCAUACACCAUUAUUUUUGUAGUUAAAAAGAAGCUUAAAUUUUAAGACACUUUCAUUAAUACUUUAUAUACAUGAAGCUAUAUUUUAAGAACUUCUCUCUGAAGUAUUGAAAACUUGAGAAUUUGAGAACUUUUGAAAAUUUAAGUGCAUGAACUGCAUACAUUUACAGUGUGAAAUGAGGGGAAAAUAGAUUUUUAAUGUAAAACCCUUUAAAAAUAAAAUACUUAAGAGAAUAAGUUCACAUACCUUACCUAUCUUAAGCUCUUUAUGCCUUGUAAUUUUUUUUUUACAUAACUAUCUU